Molecule: messenger RNA, 2262 nt
Organism: Prunus armeniaca (apricot)
Lineage: Eukaryota; Viridiplantae; Streptophyta; Magnoliopsida; Rosales; Rosaceae
Source: the annotation of a GenBank genome assembly
AUGGGUAGCAGAGGAAAGGGUCGUACCGUUUUGGAAGUAGGAGCAGAUGGCGUGGCUCUUAUCACGAUCAUCAACCCUCCUGUCAAUUCCCUCUCUUUUGAUGUAUUAUACAGCUUGAAGGACAAUUUUGAAGAGGCUUUGCGCAGAAAUGAUGUGAAGGCAAUUGUUAUUACGGGUGCAAAAGGCAAAUUUUCUGGUGGCUUUGAUAUUACUGCUUUUGGUGGACUCCAAGGGGGGCAGAAGGACGAGUCAAAGCCUGGUUUUAUGUCUGUGGAAGUCAUCACUGACAUUUUUGAAGGUACUAGUAAACCUUCAGUUGCUGCCAUUGAUGGCCUUGCACUCGGGGGAGGAUUGGAAGUUGCAAUGGUGUGCAAUGCCCGAAUAUCAACUCCUAAUGCACAAUUAGGCCUGCCCGAACUACAGCUUGGACUUAUUCCUGGAUUCGGAGGGACACAACGGCUUCCACGUCUUGUGGGAAUUGCAAAGGCACUUGAGAUGAUGCUGACAUCAAAACCAGUUAAGGGGCAAGAGGCUUGUGAUUUAGGCCUUGUCGACGCUAUUGUUUCACCUGAUCAGUUGGUGAGCACUGCACGCCAGUGGGCCUUGGAUAUCUUGGAGCGUAGAAGACCGUGGGUUGUUACUCUUCACAAGACUGACAAGUUAGAGCCCCUUGGAGAAGCUAGGGAAAUGCUUAAAUUUGCAAGAGCUCAAGUCAGGAAGCAGGCUCCAAAUCUCAAACACCCAUUGGUUUGCAUUGAUGUUGUUGAAGAGGGUAUAGCCUCUGGUGGCCGGUCUGGACUUUGGAAGGAGGCUGAGGCUUUUCAAGUACUUCUGCAUUCUGACAAUUCCAAAAGCUUGAUCCAUAUCUUCUUUGCUCAACGUGGAACAUCAAAGGUACCUGGGGUGACUGAUCGUGGUUUGGUGCCUAGACGAGUAACUAAGGUUGCUGUCAUUGGUGGAGGAUUAAUGGGGUCUGGAAUAGCUACAGCAUUGAUUCUUAGUAGUUAUCCAGUGAUCCUGAAAGAAGUAAAUGAUAAGUUCUUGCAGGCUGGGAUUGGUAGAGUCAGAGCCAAUCUACAGAGCCGUGUCAAGAAAGGAAAAAUGACUCAAGAAAAGUUUGAAAAGACCAUCUCUCUUCUCAAGGGUGUCCUGGAUUAUGAAAGUUUUAAAGAUGUGGACAUUGUCAUAGAGGCGGUUAUUGAGAAGUAUACUUCCACAAUCGAUUUGAACCUCAUUGGAGAGAAGACGAAGUCUCAUGAUCGGAUUAUUGGCGCCCAUUUCUUUAGUCCCGCGCAUGUCAUGCCACUUUUGGAAAUUGUUCGUACAAAUCAGACGUCUCCCCAAGUUGUUGUCGAUUUGCUAGAAGUUGGGAAAAAGAUAAAGAAAACCCCAGUUGUUGUCGGAAACUGCACAGGAUUUGCUGUAAACAGAAUGUUCUUUCCUUAUACACAAGCUGGUCUUUUGCUUGUUGAACAUGGUGCUGACGUCUAUCAGAUUGAUAGAGUAAUCACCAAGUUUGGAAUGCCUAUGGGCCCAUUCAGAUUGGCUGAUCUGGUUGGCUUUGGUGUCGCUAUUGCAACUGGCAUGCAAUUUAUUGAGAAUUUUCCUGAGAGGACAUAUAAAUCAAUGAUUAUCCCUCUGAUGCAGGAGGAUGGAAGAGCAGGUGAAAGUACUCGAAAAGGGUUCUAUACUUAUGGUGAUAAACGCAAAGCUAGCCCAGAUCCUGAAUUGAAAAAAUAUAUUGAGAAGUCAAGGAGCAUUUCUGGUGUUUCAAUAGAUUCUAAGCUAUUGAAGCUAUCAGAAAAGGACAUUGUGGAGAUGAUAUUUUUCCCUGUUGUGAAUGAGGCCUGUCGAGUGCUUGCUGAAGGUAUUGCUGUAAAAGCUGCUGACCUUGACAUUGCUGCAGUCAUGGGCAUGGGUUUCCCACCUUACAGGGGAGGUAUCUUGUUCUGGGCUGAUUUACUUGGAUCCAAAUACAUAUAUUCAAGAUUGGAGGAAUGGUCAAAUAUUUAUGGUGAAUUUUUCAAGCCUUGUGCCUAUUUGGCUGAAAGAGCUGCAAAGGGGGCUUCUCUGUAUUUCUUGGCUGUUAGUUUCGUCGAUUUCCUGUUGAACAAUGUUACAAAUCUGAAGUUUGUCGCAACUUACAGGCCAGUGAAGGGCUUAGCUCACUCAAAAAGCAAGAGGCUUAUAUUCCUAUACAUUGCCUUUUUCCUGUUAACAUUCUUGGAAUAUCAUUUCUGCAAAAAGCCUCUUAACACGUGA